UCUCACCGCCCAGUGGCUUCCUUAUCCUUUAUGAAGUUCCUCUGGCUGGAUGUGGCCUUUCAUAGUGCAAAUAACUGAUAGAACUGAAAGGGGAGACAUACAAGGAAUUUACAUAAGACAGCUGUGCAAAAUGGAGCUGGAGGAGCCUUAUUUGUGCACAGAGAUACUCCUGAGAAUAACCCAGAUACUCCAUUUGAUUUCACACCAGAAAACUAUAAGAGGAUAGAGGCAAUUGUAAAAAACUAUCCAGAAGGACAUAAAGCAGCAGCUGUGCUUCCAGUCCUGGAUUUAGCCCAAAGACAGAAUGGAUGGCUGCCCAUCUCUGCUAUGAACAAGGUUGCAGAAGUUUUACAAGUACCUCCAAUGAGAGUAUAUGAAGUAGCAACUUUUUAUACAAUGUAUAAUCCAAAGCCAGUUGGAAAGUAUCACAUUCAGGUCUGCACUACUACACUUUGCAUGCUUCGACACUCUGACAGCAUACUGGAGGCCAUUCAGAAAAAGCUUGGAAUAAAGGUUGGGGAGACUACGCCUGAUAAACUUUUCACUCUUAUAGAGGUGGAAUGUUUAGGGGCCUGUGUAAAUGCACCAAUGGUUCAAAUAAAUGACAACUACUAUGAGGAUCUGACACCUAAGGAUAUAGAAGAAAUUAUUGAUGAGCUCAAAGCUGGCAAAUUUCCAAAACCUGGGCCAAGGAGUGGACACUUCUCUUGUGAGCCAGCUGGAGGUCUUACCUCUUUGACUGAACCACCCAAAGGACCUGGCUUUGGUGUCCAAGCAGGACUUUAAUUUAUAUUCAACUGUGAAUAUUGUCACUGGAGAAAUAAAAAUGAAUCUCCUAUCUACAUAA
Zalophus californianus (California sea lion) is the source of this 847-nucleotide messenger RNA. Its product is annotated as NADH dehydrogenase [ubiquinone] flavoprotein 2, mitochondrial-like. Gene Ontology annotation, biological process: mitochondrial electron transport, NADH to ubiquinone. The transcript has a single exon. NCBI's taxonomy places the organism in Eukaryota, Metazoa, Chordata, Mammalia, Carnivora, Otariidae. The record is from RefSeq and is a predicted model, not a curated record. The coding region runs from base 328 to 786 and encodes 152 amino acids. Gene Ontology annotation, molecular function: NADH dehydrogenase activity.